GGGGCGCGGCCUUGGGUUAUAGGACACGCAGGGCGCUCGUGGAGAUUAGUCCGCUCGCAGGGGGACCCUCGGGACCCUCAGGAUUGCGCAGGACCCCACGGGACCCGGAACCUUCCGACUCGGCUAUGGCUGCCGCUCCGGGCGCCCGACUCCUGCGCGCCGCCUGCGCCUCCGUCGCUUUCCGUGGCCUGGAUCGCCGUCGGCUGCUGUUCUGCGGGCCCCGCGCGGGAACCGCGGUCCCUCCGUGGCCCGCGAGCCCCGGCGUGCAUGCUGAGGCAGGACCUGGCCGGCCGCUGAGCGUGUCUGCACGAGUGUGGAACAGCUCAGAAGAUAAGAUCACAGUCCACUUCAAGAACCGUGAUGGUGAAACGCUGACAACCAAGGGAAAAGUCGGUGACUCGCUGCUAGAUGUUGUGGUUGAAAAUAAUCUAGAUAUUGAUGGUUUUGGUGCAUGUGAGGGAACCUUGGCCUGCUCCACCUGCCACCUUAUCUUUGAGGAUCAUAUAUAUGAGAAGUUAGAUGCCAUUACUGAUGAGGAGAAUGACAUGCUUGACCUGGCUUAUGGACUAACAAACAGGUCACGGCUGGGUUGCCAAGUCUGUCUGACCAAGGCUAUGGACAAUAUGACUGUUCGUGUGCCUGAAGCAGUGGCGGAUGUCAGACAGUCUGUUGACAUGAGCAAGAAUUCCUAAGCUACAAUAAAAAGAAAUAUUUUCAUGAAAUUUUUACUUAUUUUUAUAAUUAUUUCUUAGUAGAAAUAAGUGAUUAUAUGGCAGGAUAUAUUUCUCAGUGUGAGUAGAUGUGCUGUCUUAAUU
Molecule: messenger RNA, 815 nt
Organism: Acomys russatus (golden spiny mouse)
Lineage: Eukaryota; Metazoa; Chordata; Mammalia; Rodentia; Muridae
Gene: Fdx1
Product: ferredoxin 1
Exons: 4
Coding region: 126-692 (188 amino acids)
Biological process (GO): positive regulation of oxidoreductase activity; P450-containing electron transport chain
Cellular component (GO): mitochondrion
Molecular function (GO): 2 iron, 2 sulfur cluster binding
Source: RefSeq, a predicted model, not a curated record